AUGACAGCAGCAGCGAGCAAGAGCGGCGCUGCAGCAGCAACCAGUGCCGCCACAGCAGUCGCUACAGUGGCAGCAUCUGCAGCGGUGAUAUGCGCCGUGGGAUACAGACCUCUCUGCCGCGUGCUGUCAUGGAUGUUCCCUGCGGAGUCCUGGGGUCCCGGCAAGGGGGUUGAGCUGGCAGUGCAUUUUCAGUGGCACAUAAUGACCACAUGCUUGCUCUACUUGCCUGCAGUGUAUGUCCUGCGUUGGGUCAUGUCUGGACGGCCUGCGUAUUCUCUGCGUGGCGUAGCCUUUGUUUGGAAUCUGGUGCUUUCUCUGCUGUCUUUCCUUGGUUUCGUGACGGUGUUAAUCCAGCAGCCGUCGCUGUUCACGGUGCCUAUACACCCGGAGCGUCUGUUUGAGCCGCCCGUGCGUGUCGUUGUGGCCCUCUUCACUUUAACUAAAGCGGUAGAAUUCGGAGACACAUUCAUUCUCGUGUUUAAAAAGAAGCCCCUUUCUUUCCUCCACGUCUACCACCACCUAACCGUCACCCUCUACUGCUGGUCUGCCCAGCGCACCAAUGUGGACUUUGCCCACGGAUUUGUUCUUAUGAACCUCGGGGUGCACUCUCUCAUGUACCUAUACUACUGCUUGUCUUGCUGCGUAUCGGCAGCAACGCCCAGGAGCUCCAAAGAUGCCAGCAGCAACAUCAGCACUUCCAGCGGCACCCGUAGCAGCAGCAGCAACAGCAGCAGCAGGAGCUUGCUGCACCAGGUGCUGCGGCAGUCGCGCCCAGCAAUAACUCUCAUGCAGAUAGCACAAAUGCUUGUGGGGAUGUAUUUGGCAACGAAAGGAGCCCUCUGUCUUCAUGAUCCGCAGCAGGUGGUGAAUGCGCAAAUCGCACUGGCUAUGUACACAUCAUACGCCGUACUGUUCUUGAGGCUGUACUGCAGCAGCUACCUUCCGCACCUCAGCAGCAACAGAGUGCUGCUGCUCUUCCUCUUGCAUGCACUCGCGGUAGCGGGCGUCUACUGGCUCUCCUGCGCCCCACACAAACUCCACCUUAUCGCACAUUGUGCGGUUGCUGCUGGUGCCUCGCUUCUGCUGGCCUCCGUUUGCAGCAGCAGCAGUAAGGAAAACAAGAAAAGCAGCAACAGCAGCGGCAAUGUCUGGCUAUCGCUGCUGCUCGCCUUCAGUCUUCCCUGCGGGUUAGCAGUGGCGGCAAAGCAGCAAGAAGACGAACAGGCGGGGGGCCAAACUGCAGCAGCAGCAACAGGGGGCGCAGCAGGUGCCACCCGUGUUGAGGGAUUGCCUGACCGUUACUCCUCGCUCACCUCUACCUCAGCAGGAACUGCAACCCUUUCCUCCUGCAUAAAGAGCUCUGAUGACUUAGGCGCAGCAGCCCCAAAGUGUCCCGCUGCAGCAGCACCCACAGAAGCAGCAGAAGGAGUAAACCCGUCGGGGAAGAAGGGAAAAACAACAGCUAUGCGUGCGCGGCCUCGGGGUGAAGGCGCAAUGAGGCAGCUGACCUACAAGACGGCUUCCAUCAAUUUGUCAGGGUGGCAGCUGAUUGCUGCUGCUGCGGGCGCUGCAGCGCCUGUGGUGUAUGGACAGUUCGUCAGCGGUCAGUGGUCGGUAGGUUUGUGCGUCUUUGGAGGACUGCGCUGGGCAAUUGAACUGCAGGCAGCCCACCACUUGCGCCUGACUGCCUAG
Molecule: messenger RNA, 1692 nt
Organism: Eimeria acervulina
Lineage: Eukaryota; Apicomplexa; Conoidasida; Eucoccidiorida; Eimeriidae
Product: GNS1/SUR4 family domain-containing protein, putative
Exons: 1
Coding region: 1-1692 (563 amino acids)
Biological process (GO): fatty acid elongation, monounsaturated fatty acid; sphingolipid biosynthetic process; fatty acid elongation, saturated fatty acid
Cellular component (GO): endoplasmic reticulum membrane
Molecular function (GO): fatty acid elongase activity
Source: RefSeq, a predicted model, not a curated record